This is a messenger RNA of Dichomitus squalens LYAD-421 SS1, 963 nucleotides long. RefSeq names its product GDSL lipase/acylhydrolase. Gene Ontology annotation, molecular function: hydrolase activity, acting on ester bonds. The record is from RefSeq and is a predicted model, not a curated record. Bases 1 to 963 code for a protein of 320 amino acids. The transcript has 5 exons. Lineage: Eukaryota; Fungi; Basidiomycota; Agaricomycetes; Polyporales; Polyporaceae.
AUGCUUCGCCAAGUGCUCGCCGCCUCCGUCUUUGCGAGGUGUGCUCUGCUCUCCGCGUUUGCUAUCGGUCCAUCGCCCGGCCAGAUCAGGAACCUCGUCACCUUCGGCGACUCCUACACCGACAUCGACGCGCACGCAGAUGGUGGGAUUAUGUGGCCCGUCUUCGCUGCACAGGACGGCAACUUCGAUCUCUUCCCAUUCGCGAAGUCAGGUGCAACGUGCUCCAACAAUCUGACUUCCCGCUCGUUCCCGUCCGUGUUUGAGUCGCAGCUCCCAUCAUACUUCGCCGCAAAGGCGAAUGGGUCUCUCGCGCAGUUGAAGCCGGAAGACACCGUCUACACGCUGUGGAUUGGGACGAACGACGUCGGGGUUGGAGAGUUGUUGACGGGAGGCCAGACGCCGGGCGUGACAGUGGUGGACACAGUGACGUGCGCGGUGAAUUGGGUGAAGACGAUGUACGACAGCGGUGCACGGAAUUUCAUCUUCCAAAACAUGAUCCCGCUCGAGACUACCCCGCUGUACUCGGCGAACUCGUGGCCAAGUCGGUACUGGACCGCGCAGCGCAACACGACCGAAUGGAGCAUCUUCAUGAAGGAGCUCACAACUUCUGGCAACGCGAUCGCCAAACUCCAGCUCCAGGCCCUCGCACCCACUCUGCACGGUGCGCAUAUCGGCCUCUUCGAUUCACACUCGCUCUUCGCAGACAUGUUCGCUCGCCCGCAACUCUACCUGAAUGGCACUGCGCCACUCAACGUCACUGGCGCCGUGCACGCAUGCGUCUUCCAGCUGAAUGAGAGCACGUCCGACCCCGGGGUGUGCACCGACGCCACUGGGACGGACCAGGACAGCUUCCUCUGGUUCGACGAGCUGCACCCGUCAGUGCAGGCGGAGCGGGUAGUGGCGAAGGCGAUCUCGGAUGUAACCCAUCGGCGGUCGGAGAAUUGGAUUACCUGGCUUUCGUGA